CGACGUAGUUUGUGUGUUGUUGACAGACAGCGAGCUUGAGACGGAACAGUUCGUAGUCUUUGGCUGCUGCUUGUUUUGGUGUCACGGACUGGCCAAAGGCCCAGUGACCCACAUUCUUAUCUAAUGCUGCGUGUUAGCUUAGCUUCAGGAGCUGCGGACUGACACACAUUCAGAACACAAGACUGUUGCGGCAGAGUUCAACCCUCGCUGCUGUAUCUUGUCAAGUCGUUUUUUUAAACCGCGGAAUUACACCGACGUGCUUUAUAAUGGACGAAUAAGAGUUGACAUUGUUUUUUGUAUGUCGCAGUAAGUGUGACAUUUUAUUUUAAGAGCUGCUGUUUGUUUGUUUGGGAAUUAUCGUGAGCGCACAGGCUGGCGUUAGCCGUGUAGCAAUCAGUGCUCGAUUUGCCGGCCGGCAUCACUGAGCGACGCCGGCAUUCAAGCGUUUGUCACCGCACUGCUGACUGGAGUUCAGGUGACUUCACGGACUUGACAACCUCAGUCAUCUUCUGUUUUUGUGGCUCCUGAUUUUUUUUUCCCACGCCUGCUGCUUUUUUUAAGGAUUCAGAUGUUGCUGCCAUGUGCCACACUCGCUCCCAAAGCAGAGGAAAAGCUCAUCUCAAACACCUUUUGAUCAAGGAUACAUUUUGGGAUUGUCCUCCUGGACAAGAGGACCACUGGUCCAGGUUUUUCCACUCAUCCAGAAGACUGUUCAUCCUCACACAGGACUGACUGUAGUGUCACACAGGUUCAACAAAUGUCUACCUCACGACUGAAAGAGACCUCUGCAACAUUUUGACCUGAAACGGGAUACAAAAUGACCUCCAGCAUUGACAGAGAUGACGGCAGCAUCUUUGAUGAGUUAAUGGAUGCAGAAGUAAAGGACAAAGCCAAACGUAUGUCCCGGAAUAAGUCGGAGAAGAAACGAAGAGAUCAGUUUAAUGUCCUCAUCAAGGAACUGGGCACCAUGUUGCCGGGCAAUACACGAAAAAUGGACAAAUCCACAAUUUUGCAGAAGAGCAUCGACUUUCUGCACAAACACAAGGAAAUUGCUGCUCAGUCAGAGUCCACGGAGAUCAGACAAGACUGGAAGCCCCCCUUUCUUACAAAUGAAGAGUUCACUCAGCUGAUGCUGGAGGCUUUGGAUGGGUUUUUCCUCGCGAUCAUGACUGAUGGAAAUAUUAUUUAUGUUUCUGAGAAUGUGACGUCUCUACUUGAACAUUUACCUUCCGACCUUGUUGAUCAAAACCUGUUGAACUUCCUGCCUGUGGGGGAGCAGUCUGAUGUGUACAAGGCCUUGUCCUCUCACAUCAUGGAGGGAGAGACAAUCACACCUGAAUAUCUGAAGACAAAGAAUCAGCUUGAGUUCUAUUGCCACAUGCUCCGAGGGACCAUUGACCCUAAAGAGCCCCCUGUGUACGAAUAUGUCAAGUUCAUUGGAAACUUCAAGUCCCUGAAUAAUGUGCCUAAUUGUACCCGAAACGGUUUUGAAGGAGUAAUACAGCAAUCACUUCACUCUGCUUUUGAAGAGAGAGUGUGUCUCAUAGCAACUGUAAGGCUUGCCAAACCACAGUUCAUUAAGGAGAUGUGCACUGUAGAAGAGCCAAACGAGGAGUUCACCUCCAGACAUAGUUUAGAGUGGAAAUUUCUGUUCCUGGACCACAGAGCUCCGCCCAUCAUAGGUUACCUUCCAUUUGAAGUCCUGGGCACAUCAGGCUAUGACUACUACCAUGUAGAUGAUCUGGAGACACUGGCCAAAUGCCACGAACACUUAAUGCAAUAUGGCAAAGGAAAGUCCUGCUACUACAGAUUUCUUACCAAAGGUCAGCAGUGGAUUUGGCUUCAGACCCACUACUACAUUACGUACCAUCAGUGGAAUUCCAGACCAGAGUUUAUUGUUUGCACACACAUGGUUGUAAGUUAUGCAGAGGUGAGAGCGGAACAGCGCAGAGAACUUGGAAUUGAGGAACUACCACCAGAGAUUCCAGGAGAUAAGUCCCAGGAUUCAGGCUCCGAGUCCCAGCUCAACACAUCCAGUCUGAAGGACGUUCUCGAUCGCUUUGACAACAGCCGGACGCCGUCUGCCUCGUCUCGCAGCUCACGUAAAUCCUCACACACAGCUGUGUCUGACCCGGCCUCAUCACAGAUGAAGCUCCAGGGAGAACGGAGUACACCAGGUCGCCAAUCUGUCUCUGCUGUGGAGAUGACAUCACAAAGAAGGUCAUCUAUCAGCAGUCAGUCGAUGAGCUCUCAAAAUACUGGCCAAAACAUCACUUCAUCCAUGGUCUGUCAACAACAGCACCAACUACAGCAGCAGCAGCACCAACUACAGCAACAGCAGCAUCAACUACAGCAGCAGCAGCACCAACUACAACAGCAUCAACAAGUUCAGAAUCCUGGACAAUCAAUGGGGCAGUACUCCACCCAGUUAGAAGCCAUGCAGCACUUAAAAGACCAGCUAGAGCAGAGGACCAGAAUGAUCGAGGCAAACAUCCAACGGCAGCAGGAUGAGCUGCGGCAGAUUCAAGAGGAGCUGCAGAGAGUACAGGGACAGAGCCUGCAGAUGUUCCUGCAGAAAGGAAAUGAAGAACUUAAUCUUAAUUCUACCCAGAUGGGCCAUGGGAAUGCUGUGCAGCAAGGAGGGACUCUCAACAUGCAGGGCCAGGUCAGGUCUGCAGGACCUUUGCAGAACAGCAUAAAGCAACAGCAUGCUGUUCAGCCCCAAUCCCAACAACAAGCACUCCUAGAACAGAGCACAGCACUUUCUCAGUCUCAGCGCUUAUCUCUCAAUAUGCAGCCUCAACAAAAUUCACUGCCUGUGUCCCUCUACAACACCAUGAUGAUCCCCCAGCAGAGUUCUGCUAACGUGGUUCAGAUUGCAACCAGUUUAGGACAGAAUACUGGACACAACACGUCUGCAGUGGCCACUUAUUCCCAGGACGGUGCUGCUCAGAUUCGGUUUCCUGCUGCUCCUCAGCUGCUGACAAAGCUGGUGACGGGGCAGAUGGCGUGUGGGGCAGUCAUGGUCCCCACCACCAUGUUUAUGGGUCAAGUAGUAACAGCCUUUGCUCAUCAGCAGGGCCAGACCCAGAACAUUUCCCAGCAGUCACAACAUCAGCACCAACAUCAUCAACAGCAACAGCAGCAGCAGGAGCAGCAGGUACAGCCACAGUCCCAGAUGACAGCCAUGCAGCCUGGGCAAGCUCCUCUGGGCCAGCAGCAAACACAGUUCCUACAGGCUCCUCGUGUUCUACAUGGAAACCAAUCCACACAGCUAAUCCUGCAGGCAGCCUUCCCACUGCAGCAGCAGGGUUCCUUUGGUGCCACCACCCAACAGCAGCAGCAGCAGCAGCAGCAGCAACAACAACAGCAGCAGCAACAGCAGCAACAAUUACAGCAGCAACAACAACAUUUGCAACAACAACAUCAGAAACAGUUACAACAACAACAGAAACGGCAACUCCAGCAACAGCAACUGGCCUCUCACAGAACUGACAGUCUGUCUGAGCGCUCUGUGACGCAGCCACAGUAGUCAGCAACAGGCAGACGGAGGCAGAGCAGGACAGACCCAGGGUUUGGGCGGGGUAGUUUGUUUUUUUGUGAGGGUGGUUCUCAGAGUGUGCUGAGACCAUGUCACAGCUGACUUCUCCCUCCUCACAACUCAAUUUGCUGUUUGCACUGAACUCCUGGAGCUCAGAGUGAUGACGUGUAUCAGGACUAGACUCACUUUGGCUCUGGGUUGAAGCCUUUUUUCCAAAAACAGGGAACCAUGUGAAGGACUUCUCCAUCCAUCUGUUCGUGUUUUAAGUGUGUGUAUGUAUGUAUGUAUGCUUGUGUAUGUGUGUGUGAGUGUUUUGUUUUUGUGCACUUCAGUCACCCUCGCAGGAUUAUUUUAUGCAGAGAUCAUCAGUUGGUGCACUGAGGUCUGAGCUUCAGAGACACCCUUCAGAACAGCCAAAGGCUUGUUUGUUUUUAACGGAUUCUCCAGGCCGUGAUUCUGUUUAAAAAUAAUUUGGAGUCAGAAAAUAUUUUUAAGAAUGUGGUGUAGAUUGAACUUUUGAUGUAAAGAACGCGUUGUGUAAUAUAUAUAUAAUGUAAAUAUAUUGAAAAAGGAAGAAAUAAUAUUUUAUAUGAUGCACGGGAUUAAAUGCAUAGUCUGUUUUUACAGCUUUGAAUAUGUGUUUUUUCUAGAAAUAUGACAAAAAAUGAGAUCCUUUAAUUCAUAGUGAUUGAUAUUUUCUCAGACUUUCUCCAAUGGGAUGUGUUUGUGCGUCUGCAUAGCAGACUCGUUAAUGUUGCUUGUCGUCUAGCACUUUGUUUAUUCCAUGUCUAAAGAUUUCAUAGAAUUUCACAAGACUGUCAACAAUCAGACAUGUUUUGUAAUGUUUUGUGCUUACAUACUGUAUGCACACUUAAGGCUAUACAUUCAGCUCAGCUCACAUAUUGUGAAUGGAAUAAAUACUACCAGGUGAAGCUCCAAAUGCAACAUUUAUUUUUUUCUUCUUGAAACUUCCGUGCAUGAUGAUGGUGUACAACACAACUUUGUUGACGAAGUCUACUGAGAAAACAUUCAAACCUUUAUUUAGAACAAAACUAAAUACAAAGUCCACUAUGAUGAUAAAGACAAUAGAGAUAAAGAGUAGACUACACUAUGUCUAUAUAAUAUAAUACAAUGGA
Messenger RNA from Cynoglossus semilaevis (tongue sole), 4677 nucleotides. RefSeq names its product clock circadian regulator a (gene clocka). Gene Ontology annotation, biological process: regulation of transcription by RNA polymerase II; circadian regulation of gene expression. The transcript has 23 exons. Lineage: Eukaryota; Metazoa; Chordata; Actinopteri; Pleuronectiformes; Cynoglossidae. Gene Ontology annotation, molecular function: DNA-binding transcription factor activity, RNA polymerase II-specific; E-box binding; protein dimerization activity. Gene Ontology annotation, cellular component: nucleus; CLOCK-BMAL transcription complex; cytoplasm. The record is from RefSeq and is a predicted model, not a curated record. Bases 818 to 3532 code for a protein of 904 amino acids.